UCUACCGAAUAGUACAUUUAUACUAAUGUGUACUCUCUUAUCUCAUUUAAGCCGACUGAAAGUCUUGAAUGAAAUAGGAAGUCGGAGAUAAUGUUUAAAUGGGCUGUCAUUUUGCUUCUAAUAUCAUUUAUAGAGUGUAAACAAGAAUGUUGGUCUUGCAGUGGAGUUGAAACCGCUAGCGAGUGUAACCAUCGUAUACAGUGUGAUGAUGGUGAGGUUUGCUAUAUGCACAAUUUUGUAACAGAAUCUGGUGCCGUAGAGUUUGAUUAUGGAUGUGGCUCAUCACUGGCUUGUAGUAAUUCUGGUAGUUCGAUUCUGGGACGACGAUCAGAAGGCCAUCAUGUGAAAUGCACACUUUGUUGCGAUACCAGACUAUGUAAUGAUAAAUUGAAUUGCACAAGUACUGGUCAACUGCCCUCAAGACUUCCACGAGAAUGUACCGACUUACAAUUAUCUGUAAGUGGCGUCCAUACAAUUUACCCAUAUGGACAAAUGCAGCUUCCGGCAUCUGUUUAUUGCUACGUAGAUUCAAGUUUCCAUACUUGGACUGUUAUUCAACGAAGAAUAAAUGGAUCAGUCAAUUUUUAUAGAGACUGGCAAGCAUACAAAACUGGAUUUGGACACGCAAACGACGAAUAUUGGUUAGGAAACGACAACAUACAUGAGCUGACAUCAGACGGAAACCAUGAAUUGAAGGUAGUGAUGACAGAUUUUAGCGGGGUAACAAAGUUUGCCGAAUAUCUAUCAUUCCAUAUAUCUUCUGAGGCGAAUGGUUAUCGGCUAUUGGUCAGCAAAUAUGAUGGAACUGCAGGUGAUUCUUUGACAAUACAGAAUGGACACAAGUUCACUACUUUUGACAGAGAUAAUGACGAUCAUGGAUCUAACUGCGCUGUACUGUUUAAAGGUGCCUGGUGGUAUGCCAGCUGCCAUUAUUCAAAUUUAAAUGGAGUUUAUUUUCAUGGCCAUCAUGAUGAAUACGCUACUGGGAUAGAUUGGUAUACAUUUCAUGGGUAUUAUUACUCGAUGAAAACUAUCAUGAUGAUGAUUCGGAAAUACUAAUGUGUAAAUGUUUGAAUAUACAU
Mytilus trossulus (common blue mussel) is the source of this 1082-nucleotide messenger RNA. RefSeq names its product microfibril-associated glycoprotein 4-like. The transcript is spliced from 9 exons. The record is from RefSeq and is a predicted model, not a curated record. The coding region runs from base 91 to 1059 and encodes 322 amino acids. Lineage: Eukaryota; Metazoa; Mollusca; Bivalvia; Mytilida; Mytilidae.